AUGACUUGCCAUUUCGCCCUCCUACAUUAUGACAGUGUGUCAAAAUCUAUGAUUGAAUGGUACUGGCCCAACAAUGACAAGGGAAAGAAAGUUCUACUGUCCAACUUUGAGAAGUACCGUAAAGAACGCCAGUUUCGAUACCCAUGCUGCCUAUGUGCCGAGGAGGGUGGGAGAGGGGCAUACAUGGAGGCAGCAGUGUACUCAUGGAGGGAUAAGACCACCGAUAAGACUUAUUGGAAUGCAAGAUGCGCAUCUGAUCAAUGUGGAUAUCGAGGAACCUGCCAGUACCCUCGUCGAGAUAAUGUAGAAGAGCACAAAGAACCGCGCCCGAUUGAUCUUGAAUGGACCUACCUGGAACAAACAGAAUUGAUGAAGAGGCUCGAAUUUACCGUUGGUGAUGGAAUUACAAUGCUGCAAGCACUGUAUGCGAGUGGUAACGAGGCCGAUAAUGAAGCGUCACAUCCAAGUCUGUUCAAGAGGAGUGCAAAAGCAAAAGGGUCUGGGGCAGGAGUCACCGGCACAAUGCCUUUGCAAGGGUUGAACACGAUAUGGAAACACUCCAAAAGUGUAUCCCUCGAUGACUUUUGGCAUGGACACUGGAUAGAAUUGGCUUCUCAGUGCUUGUUUUGGAGAACCCUAGUGGCUUCCGAAGUCAAGAAUCCAGAUCGUCGGCUUGGUACUUUGAAAGAUACUGUUCUGGGAUACACUAUGGACUAG
This is a messenger RNA of Suillus fuscotomentosus, 717 nucleotides long. RefSeq lists its product as uncharacterized. The record is from RefSeq and is a predicted model, not a curated record. The coding region runs from base 1 to 717 and encodes 238 amino acids. NCBI's taxonomy places the organism in Eukaryota, Fungi, Basidiomycota, Agaricomycetes, Boletales, Suillaceae. The transcript has 10 exons.